This is a messenger RNA of Phyllopteryx taeniolatus (common seadragon), 3462 nucleotides long. It is a transcript of the gene slc7a4, whose product is annotated as solute carrier family 7 member 4. Bases 386 to 2392 code for a protein of 668 amino acids. Gene Ontology annotation, cellular component: plasma membrane. The transcript has 5 exons. Gene Ontology annotation, biological process: transmembrane transport; amino acid transport. The record is from RefSeq and is a predicted model, not a curated record. Lineage: Eukaryota; Metazoa; Chordata; Actinopteri; Syngnathiformes; Syngnathidae. Gene Ontology annotation, molecular function: amino acid transmembrane transporter activity.
GUGUCAGAACCGGGUGAAAAUACCGGCAAAUGUUGUAUUUCCCCGUUGCGUCCAGCAACAAAUACGUCGUUUAUUACAACUUGUCUGCACGCAGUCAACAAGACUCCGUUGUAAAUAGCUUGUAUUUGUUGAGUUAGUCUGAAUAAACAACGUGCAGGUGACUCGAGUAUCCGCGGUGCGACUGGCCCUUUAAGUUGGGGCCCGGCCCGGUUCGUGGUCGCGGUCGCGGUCGUCGUGCUUCCCCGCAUCACCGGGCGCCUCGCUCCGGCAAGCUUCCGCACAAUCUGACACCUGCCGGCGCGGAUGGAAAAUUCGGAGCGGUGAGCUUCUUGUGACGAUAAUGGAUCGAGUGUGACUCCUUCCUUGACGUUCCAACUCUGUAACUAUGGCUACUUGUCAGCAAGGCUGCACACCGGCCGUGCGCCUUUGUCAGAGGCUGAACCGAGUCAAGACGCUCGAUGACGACAUGAUGGCCACGUCACUGAAACGCUGCCUUUCCACCCUGGACCUGACUCUCUUGGGUGUCGGCGGCAUGGUGGGCUCUGGCCUGUAUGUCCUGACAGGCACAGUAGCCAAAGACAUGGUUGGGCCUGCUGUCAUUGUGUCCUUCAUUUUUGCAGGUUUUGCCUCUUUGUUAGCGGCUUUUUGCUACGCAGAGUUUGGAGCACGCAUUCCCAAAACCGGUUCGGCCUACAUGUUUACCUAUGUCUCUGUGGGAGAGGUCUGGGCCUUUUUGAUAGGUUGGAAUGUGAUUCUGGAGAAUAUGAUUGGUGGUGCUGCUGUGGCACGGGCAUGGAGUGGCUAUUUGGACUCAAUUUUUAACCAUGCCAUCCAGAACUUUACUGAAACCCACAUCAUGCGGUGGGACGUGCCCUUUCUUGCCCAUUAUCCUGACAUACUUGCAGCUGGGAUUCUAGUGGUUGCCUCACUCUUUAUUUCCUUCGGAGUUCAAGUGUCCUCCUACCUUAAUCAUAUCUUUUCCACCAUCAGUAUGUGCGUUGUAGUUUUUAUCCUGAUCUUUGGUUUUGUGCUGGCGGAACCGGUAAAUUGGAGCCAGAAGGAAGGAGGGUUUGCACCUUUCGGAUGGUCCGGAAUCUUGGCAGGCUCAGCCACAUGCUUCUACGCAUUUGUAGGUUUUGAUGUGAUUGCCUCCUCAAGUGAGGAGGCCAAGAAUCCACAAAAGGCUGUUCCCAUUGCCACAGCAAUAUCCCUUGGACUGGCAGCAACAGCCUACAUCCUGGUGUCCACGGUGCUUACAUUGAUGGUUCCCUGGCAUACGCUGGACCCCAACUCUGCACUGGCAGAUGCUUUUUUCCGUCGAGGUUACAGUUGGGCUGGAGUCAUUGUGGCAGUGGGUUCCAUCUGUGCCAUGAACACAGUGCUGCUCUGUAAUCUCAUCUCCCUCCCUCGGAUUGUGUACGCCAUGGCAGAGGACGGUUUGUUCUUCAAAGUCUUUGCACGUGUCAAUCCUAUAACCAAAGUCCCCAUCAAUGCUAUUCUGGUUUUUGGAGCCCUUAUGGCCACCAUGGCUCUCAUCUUUGAUCUGGAGGCUUUGGUUCAGUUCUUAUCUAUUGGAACCCUCCUCGCCUACACCCUUGUAGCGGCCAGCGUUAUCGUCCUUCGCUUCCAGCCCGAGAAAAAACGCUCCAAGGGGACUUCAUCAACAUCUCCCAAUCCAAAUGCGGAGCCUUCCCCUGCCGCCUCGGAAUGUCAGAACAUAUCAGAGGACAAUGAGGAGCCGAAAGAGUACGAGUCCUUCUCUGACAAGCUCCAGUUGGUGGAGAGGCAGAAGCAAAGGGAGCGAAGCGGGGUGGGGCAGCUAAGGGCCUGCUGGGAACCAUACCUGGGCCGGCUACUGGGGAACUGCGAGCCUGGGGAGGUGGUGGCCCUCUGUGUGCUGGGUCUGAUAGUGAGCGCCGUUUUCUUUUGUGGUGUGGUUGUAUUUGGCGCCACGCAGCUGCAACUCCCAAGAUGGAGCUAUAUCACCCUGCUGGUGAUUUUUAGUCUCGCUUAUGUUGUCUGCGUGGCAGUCAUAUGGGUUCAUGAGCCACAGACUAACACCAAAACAUUCCAGGUACCUCUGGUUCCACUUACUCCAGGCAUCAGUAUUCUCUUUAAUGUAUUCCUUAUGAUGAAGCUCAGUCCUCUAACCUGGAUAAGGUUCAGUGUCUGGCUAGCCCUAGGUCUCUUAGUGUAUUUUGGCUAUGGAAUUUGGCAUAGUAAAGAGGGCAUGAGGGAGCUGCAACCCAAAGAUAUGGCUGCCCGCUAUGUCGUGCUGCCCAGCGGCAGCCUGGUGGAAACCGUGGAGUCUGUCCAGCCCGAACAAGCGGACGCCUCUGCAUCGCACGUGAACCCCGCCAUGACGACUGAGGAGUUUGCUGGAAAAAGAUGAUGUGUGAGCGAAUCUGAUGAUUACACCUGCCUGUUAUCUGCUGUCUUCUACCCUCGCCACUAUUGUUUACACUGCCUGUUGCUUUCUGUACUCAUCGCUCUGCAAGUGUAAGCACACCAAAGGAUAAGAUGUACAUCCUCUGUCUUAUUGUAAAGCAUAUUUGUAUAUCUUGUCAUUUUUGGGUCUGUGUGUCGGAAAUAUGAACACGCACACACUAAACUGAAGGAGCAGCGCAUCAGGGCCUCCCCUGUUCUAAAUCUUAUGACCCUGAUCUGCUUUGUGUCACAAUCAUUUUUUUUUUUCAUCAUGCACUGUUGAGCAACAGUCCUUUCCCUUGUCACUUAUAUAAUUAUAUACAUCAAAGCACAGUCAUAUUCAAGAACAUUUUCUCGGGGGAGGGGGGGGGGGGGCAUCGAAAGCAAGCACAAAUUGUCUUCAACCCGUGACCCUAGUGAGAAUAAGCGGUACGGAAAAUGGGUGGUAAUCUUUAAACGUGUUUCAUUUGUGUGAAGCCUCCUUAAUCCCAGAUUUGGAGGUGUCACUAGUCUGCAGUUGAACUUCUGCAACAGAUAAAAAGACAUCUAACUUACUCUACAUUCCCACAGUCUGCACUUGUUCAUACUGACAUGUAUCUAAAGUCAAUGUUUGUUUUCACAUCAUGUCUGCUUAUCAAACCGAUGGCCUUAAUAAACACAUGAAUCAAAGAAGACAGAUUUAUGUAGUGGUUAAGAUGUAUAUAAUCGUUCUAUUCUGCAAUAGAUUCCAUACAUACUGCAUCUUGCACAUUGUAAUUUAUUUUUACAAUGUGUCGAACCAAAUAAAAACCUGGAACAGAAUGUAAAUGGUAUUGCAUUGCUAUACAAAGGUGUGAGGCCCCAGAGAAUUUGUAUACUCUAACUUUGCACACUAUAAAAAGAUUAUUUUGGGAAGGGGUGGAGGUUGCAUCGGGAUGCACAGAUAUGAUUUUCCUACCUGCCAAUUAUGUUUUUCCUGCACAUCAGUCUCAAUUUCUUUGUUCUGUCUAUAGUGUUGUUAUAUACUGUAUGGAAAAUAAAUGUUUUCAAGCACUA